Messenger RNA from Neurospora tetraspora, 831 nucleotides. RefSeq lists its product as uncharacterized. The coding region runs from base 1 to 831 and encodes 276 amino acids. Lineage: Eukaryota; Fungi; Ascomycota; Sordariomycetes; Sordariales; Sordariaceae. The record is from RefSeq and is a predicted model, not a curated record. The transcript has 3 exons.
AUGAGGUCGUCGCCCGCAAGCAACCCCCUUCCCCGUGGUAUUUUGGGUUGGACCAUCGGCAAAUUGGUCACCGAGGGCUGGCGCGCUCCUGCCCACCGCGCUCGCCUCUACAAGGCGGCUCCUAUACCUCCUAUUAUAAUUGAGGACGACGAUGCCCCCGGCUCUCCUAAUGCUCUCGACGUCCCCGGCUCUCCUGAUGUCCCCGUCGCUACCGGUGCCUCCGCUCCGGUUCCGGACGCGGCCUCCAUGCUUUUCGGCAGCCUUUUUGUCGCACGUCUCACUGCCCUCGAGACUAAGAUCGACGAAAUGGGCACUGCUAUCGCCUCUUCCGCCGAAACCAGAGACUCAAACGGUGGCGCCGCGCACGACUGCAGGCUCCAAUCCAAACGACCUGCAGGUGCUAUAGCAACGCCCGGUCCAGGAAAGCUGUUUAGUUCGUUGGCCAAUUGCAAAGGGUGGCCAAAUUUGCGUAGGGCCUUCUGGGACACUCUUCGGGAUGCAUGGCCUCAGCAUCAGCCAGGCCCUCCCCAGCUGAGACCUUUGCUACCUCGACCCCAACAUCGUGAAGAAGAGUUCGAUGAGCUACCAGAACGGGCACCGGAACCAUUUCGGCCCAUGGCACCUCCCAUGGCACCUCCGCCCAUCCCGAUGGCUCCAGGUCAUCGUCCUCUGGCACCUGCUCCCCCAAGACAACAAGCACACCUUCCUACUGCGGCAACUACUACUACCCAGAACAACGUCGACAAGGCCGAUUCAAGGCCGAAAACGACCGAGCGAACCAGAGCCCGGUUUUCGGGCACAGGGAGAGCACAGGAAGCCAACAUAAAGUGA